AUGACAAGAGGCAAACGCAAGGCUGAAGCGACGCAGUCCGCAGACAGCAGAUCAUCGAAGCGCAGAGCAGAUGUUGAAGAGAUUAGCGACCAAAGCGCAUCUGAGGAAGAAGAAGACCAGGGACGCAUCGAGAGCCAGCAGAUGCUGCUAGUGAUAGAUCGCCUCAAGCACAAAGAUGACGGCUGGAUUGACAAGAUGCGCGCCGAUAUCGACAAGGACCAAGAGGCGCUCAUCCAGAUGCUUGACGACAAGGAGCGCGAGCUAGCAGACCUCGACUCGCAGUUUCACAACAAAAUUCGUUCCCUUCUCACUGAUGUACUCGGCGGACCUGCUCCGAAGCAGAGAAAGGGCACCGAUACCCAAGACAUCUUCUACCUCAGACCCGCACACGAGCAUGCUCACCUCUUGUUCACCAAAGCUGAAGACCUGAUCAAGCAAUACAACCACGUUUCCGACGCCAUCGACACAGGCAGAGACAAACUGGCCACCGACCAUCUUGAGACGUUUGAGAAGGACAAGAACGAUGUAGCCGAGAUGCUCCAUGCUGGUCAAGAACUUGCUCGCCGUCAGAUCCAGCAAGUCCUGAAGCGACCGGACGACCGCGACUCUCCACGUAACAAGACCAAAUCUCUCUUCACCGAAGAAAGGUUGGAUGAUGUGGCCUCGAUGUUCAAGGUUCUACGCGAUGAGACCAGGGAAGAGGACGAGGGCGUUAAAGCUCAGCAGGAGACCAGAACCGACAUAACCGAUGGAGAUGGCCUUUUCCCUAUCAUCCACAACACCAAGAAAGGCGUCAAGAAGCUGGCCGGACAUCUGAUCGCCGAUGAAGAAUGA
Molecule: messenger RNA, 834 nt
Organism: Aureobasidium vineae
Lineage: Eukaryota; Fungi; Ascomycota; Dothideomycetes; Dothideales; Saccotheciaceae
Source: the annotation of a GenBank genome assembly